Cotesia glomerata is the source of this 1254-nucleotide messenger RNA. RefSeq names its product PI-PLC X domain-containing protein DDB_G0269228-like. Lineage: Eukaryota; Metazoa; Arthropoda; Insecta; Hymenoptera; Braconidae. The transcript has 6 exons. Gene Ontology annotation, biological process: lipid metabolic process. The record is from RefSeq and is a predicted model, not a curated record. The coding region runs from base 1 to 1254 and encodes 417 amino acids. Gene Ontology annotation, molecular function: phosphoric diester hydrolase activity.
AUGACACAUUCGGCUGAAAUUGAUAGGAAUCUUAAUCGUAAAAUUAGUAUUUAUUGGUACAACAAAAAUUUUAUUAAGGGAGAUGUAAUUGCUAUUUAUAAUAACAAUCCAAAUAGAAACAAUGCAACUCUCCUUUUUACGUAUAAACCGAAAAUUUAUAGAGGUAGUGUGAAAACUCCAUUAACAAUAUCGUUUUUAAAUAAUUAUAUUGCAAUAUCUCAGCUAAACUUUUGUUUAGAGUAUUUUGCUGCUUGGAUUAGAAAUGAUAAACCAAGAAAAAUAAUUUGUCUAAAAUCACAUCGUAACUGGAUGUAUGAAAUGAAAAACUCAAUAGGUCCGUACCGUUUAAGUGAAAUUAUUUUACCAGGAAGCUAUAAAUCAGGAUCAUAUAUUAAAAAUUUACCACCAAGGGAGAGUUAUGUUGAAAAAUUUACUGUCACACAAAAUCAAGACAUAUAUACUCAGUUAGUUCACGGGGUUCGUUAUAUUGAAAUUCAACCAGGUUAUUAUCCUAACGAUAUCAUCAAAUAUUGGUCAAAUGAAAAGUGUUUAAAACAGAUACCUUUAUCAAGAAUAUUUUGGGAUAUGAAGCUUUUUCUUCAAUCAACUAAAGAAAUAAUUCUACUGACUUUUCGAAAUUUUCCAGAAGGUUUCAAAAAUAAAGAUGACUAUGAUAAAUUCGAAACUUUCCUUGAAGAACAAUUUGAAGGAUACCCAGUGAUGAAAAAUUCUGCCAAUCUAUGGAAUCUAACAUUGAAUGAAAUUUGGAAAUCAAAUAGGCGGCUCAUUAUAAAUCUUGAUCAUGUUUUUGAGUCUGAAAACCAUUCUCUACUCAAACCUAGGUAUGAAGAAUUAGAAAAUGAAAAAUUAAUUGAAGUUGUUCGAGGAGUAAUAUAUUCAGAGUAUUACGCCAAAUAUAAUUCAGUUGUACCAAGAGACAGAGUACAUUUCAACGUACCAAGAGUAGUGAUGGCUGCAGUUAAAUCAAAUUACAUUCCUGAUUGUAACACAAACACCUCUGAAACUAACUCAACUAAUUAUCGAACUACUCGUAGUUCUGCGGAUAUAAUAUCGCCCAUGCUAUUAGAAAUUUACAACGAAGAAUACUAUGACACAGCUAAUGUUAUUGCGGUGAAUUUUGUAGAUGCUGUUGGAAUUGUUGACUUUGCCAUUGAGUGGAAUAGAAGACGAACAUCGUCAUGCUAUAGUUAUUAUAAGUCGCUUAUGACUCCGAGCAGCACUUAUUAUGUCUGA